AGGCAAAACCAAUCUCUAGCGAUGGAAAUCACAGCAGUGUUUUAGAAGGGGCCUGAGGAUUGAUCUGGAAGGGGCGAAAGGGAACUUUCUGGGGUGACGGAAACAUUCUCUUUCUUGAUGGGGAUGUGAUGUGGGGCAGGCCGGAAGUGCGGGGAGCUAAUGCUCCCAGGAGCAGCCUUCAACCAGUGAUGGCCAGGAGUUGGCAGGAAGGCCGCUGCCUGUUUGUCAUCCUGCUCAUGGCGGUGUACUGGUGCACAGAGGCCCUGCCCCUCUCGGUGACGGCCCUGCUGCCCAUCAUCCUCUUCCCCUUCUUGGGCAUCCUGCCCUCCAGCAAGGUCUGCCCCCAGUACUUCCUGGACACCAACUUCCUCUUCCUCAGCGGGCUGAUCAUGGCCAGCGCCAUCGAGGAGUGGAACCUGCACCGAAGGAUCGCCCUCAAGAUCCUCAUGCUCGUUGGGGUCCAGCCAGCCAGGCUCAUCCUGGGGAUGAUGGUGACCACCUCCUUCCUGUCCAUGUGGCUGAGCAAUACUGCCUCCACCGCCAUGAUGCUGCCCAUUGCCAGCGCCAUCCUGAAAAGUCUCUUCAGCCAGAAGGAGGCUCAGAAGGACCUCAACUGGCAGAGUGAUGAGAAUGCAGUGGCUGUGCGGAGGAACGGCCUGCACCCCGUGCCCACGGAGAUGCAAUUUCUUGCCAGCACAGAAGACAAAGACUGCCCUGAGGCCGAGGCUCCAUUGGACCUUGUGGCAGACUGCAAGAAGGAGGAGGAGUAUCGCAGAAACAUCUGGAAGGGCUUCCUCAUCUCCAUCCCCUACUCAGCCAGCAUUGGGGGUACUGCCACCCUCACGGGCACGGCCCCCAACCUCAUCCUUCUAGGCCAGCUCAAAAGUUUCUUCCCACAGUGCGAUGUGGUGAAUUUCGGCUCCUGGUUCAUUUUCGCCUUCCCUCUCAUGGUGCUGUUCCUGUUGGUGGGCUGGCUGUGGAUCUCCUUCCUGUACGGGGGAAUGACCCUGAGGGGCUGGAGGAAGAAGAAAUCCGAGAUCAAAACUGAUGCCGAAGACAGGGCUCGCGCUGUGAUUCGGGAGGAAUUCCAGAACCUGGGGCCCAUCAAGUUUGCUGAACAGGCCGUGUUCACCCUUUUCUGCAUGUUUGCCAUCCUCCUCUUCUCCCGGGAUCCGAAGUUCAUCCCUGGCUGGGCCAGCCUCUUCACCCCUGGGUUUCUUUCCGAUGCUGUCACCGGAGUGGCCAUUGUCACCAUCUUGUUCUUCUUCCCAUCCCAAAGGCCCUCUUUCAAGUGGUGGUUUGACUUUAAAGCUUCCAACGCAGAGACAGAGCCCUUGCUGACGUGGAAGAAGGUCCAGGACACCGUGCCUUGGAACAUCAUCCUUCUCCUGGGAGGCGGCUUUGCCAUGGCCAAAGGCUGUGAGGAGUCGGGACUGUCCGCGUGGAUCGGUGGGCAGCUGCACCCCCUGGAGAGCGUGCCCCCUGCGCUGGCUGUGCUGCUCAUCACUGUCGUCAUCGCCUUCUUCACCGAGUUUGCCAGCAACACGGCCACGAUCAUCAUCUUCCUGCCAGUCCUGGCGGAGCUGGCCAUCCGCCUGAGAGUGCACCCCCUGUACCUGAUGAUCCCCGGCACAGUCGGCUGCUCCUACGCCUUCAUGCUCCCCGUCUCGACGCCCCCCAACUCCAUUGCCUUCGCCUCUGGACACUUGCUGGUCAAAGACAUGGUGCGGACAGGCCUCCUGAUGAACCUGUUAGGUGUCCUGCUGCUCAGCCUGGCCAUGAAUACUUGGGCACAGACCAUCUUCCAGCUGGGCACCUUCCCGGACUGGGCUGACAUCCACUCAGCCAACAUCACAGCACUGCCGUCUGCCUUGGCCAACGACACAUUUCGGACCAUUUGA
Molecule: messenger RNA, 1901 nt
Organism: Ailuropoda melanoleuca (giant panda)
Lineage: Eukaryota; Metazoa; Chordata; Mammalia; Carnivora; Ursidae
Gene: SLC13A3
Product: solute carrier family 13 member 3
Exons: 14
Coding region: 129-1901 (590 amino acids)
Biological process (GO): succinate transmembrane transport; citrate transport
Cellular component (GO): plasma membrane
Molecular function (GO): citrate transmembrane transporter activity; succinate transmembrane transporter activity; sodium:dicarboxylate symporter activity
Source: RefSeq, a predicted model, not a curated record